Cajanus cajan (pigeon pea) is the source of this 686-nucleotide messenger RNA. Its product is annotated as zinc finger protein. Lineage: Eukaryota; Viridiplantae; Streptophyta; Magnoliopsida; Fabales; Fabaceae. The record is from RefSeq and is a predicted model, not a curated record.
UUGGUAAGCAUUUUUUCUUCUUCUUUUAAGGCACUUACGCUUAAGCUUAGUUCUUCAAUUGGCUUAGUUCAGAAGGCAUGGUUGACCGUAGCCUAUAAAAUGGAUUUCAAUGACAGCAGUUCAAAUGCCUGGCAGAAGAACUCUUCAGAGGGUUCACAUGUUGCCAUCAAAGAGAGUUCUACUGAGAAAGAUGUCUUUGUAAACCAUGCUGAGAUAGCUUGGCAGCAAAUGAGGAAAGAAUGGGUUGGUAAUCGGUCUAAAAAGCGGGAGAGACCACCUAAAGAUUCAAUUUUGAGCUUGACAACAAAUUAUGAGGACCUGCUUUUAUCUACAGAACCUUUUCAACAACGAAUACCAUUAACUGAGAUGGUGGAAUUUUUUGUGAAAUUAUGGCAUGAGGAAGGUCUCUGAUUAGAUGACAUAUAAUUCUAUUGUAAGCUUUGGUAAGAAUCUUGCACAGUUUUGUUUGUGCCGAUUGUUGUUGAGGCAAACUCGUUUGGUGGACAAUCCAUUACCAUUAGGAUUGAUUAAAUCAAGUAAAGUUGAUUCUCCUGGUAACAAAAAAUAGCUUCAUUGCAAUUUAAAUUUGAAAUGACUUAAGAUUUGGUAAUCAUAUUGUGGCUGUUGCUGCUGCUAAGAAUUCGUCCUUCUAAUGAAAAACUUUGUCGAACGGAUUCUUAAUGUUA